Miniopterus natalensis is the source of this 2009-nucleotide messenger RNA. RefSeq names its product F-box protein 5 (gene FBXO5). The record is from RefSeq and is a predicted model, not a curated record. Lineage: Eukaryota; Metazoa; Chordata; Mammalia; Chiroptera; Miniopteridae. Gene Ontology annotation, biological process: negative regulation of meiotic nuclear division; regulation of mitotic nuclear division. Gene Ontology annotation, cellular component: nucleus. Gene Ontology annotation, molecular function: protein binding.
ACACGGAGAGGAGGGAAAAGGCCAGCCCCAGUUCUUGGUACAAAACCAUGAAUUUAGCCAUUUUAAGCUGAUUUUGUGAGAACUGAAGAAUUGGUGUUUUUUUGUUGUUUUUUUUAAAAACCUGUGUUCCUGAAACCUAGAUAGUUUUUGUUCCAAACUUGGAUAGAAUGAAAGGUUGCAAAGAAAGUUCCACUCUUUCUGUCAAAAUGAAGUAUGAUUUUAACUAUAACCAUGCUCAUUCUGGACUGGUAAAACCUGAUGACAGUGGAAGGAUAGAUUCCUACACUUCUGCUUCUUUGGAUGGUACUUAUAAAGACUGCAUUAAAGACUACAAAAAAUUAUCAGAUGUCAGGUCACCAAUUGUGAACCCCAGGAUUGUAGAACUUGAAGAUGAGAGCAAACCAUUGCAUAACAAGGAAAAUCAACAUGUGCAACCGACACUUAGUAGUUCAAGUGAAGUAGAAGAACUAGAAACCAGUGGACCUUACGAAGACAGUGGCUAUUUCUCAUUUUCCCAAAAGAGUGGCCUUGAUGAACAGGAAGAGGCUAGCCUUCCUCUGGAAGAAAAUUUCAGUGACAGUCCACAGUCUUGCCUGCUGCAGAUUCAAAGCCCAGACCAGAAUCCCAAGAAAAACUUGCUGCCAGCCCUUCAUUUUGCAAAAGUUGUCUGUUCAACAUUAAAAAAGAAUUCCAAACGAAAUCAUAAAAUAGAUUGGGAGAAGCUGAAGGAGUAUAAUGGAGGUUCUAGACUACAGCAAAUAAUUGGCAGAAAAAUGGGCCUAGAAUGUGUAGAUAUUCUAAGUGAACUCUUUCGAAGGCGACUCAGACAUCUCUUAGCAAAUAUUUUAGCACAGCUCAGCGAUAUGGACUUAAUCAAUGUGUCUAAAGUGAGCACAACUUGGAAGAAGAUCCUAGAAGAUGAUAAAGGGGCAUUGCAGCUGUACAAUAAAGCAAUACAGAGAGUUACUGAAAAAAACAUUAAGUUUUCAUCUGAUGCUUUGACCAGAGAGUAUGUUAUGUUCAGAACCUCAUUGGCUUCUGUUCAGAAAUCGGCAGCCCACACUCACCCCAGAAAUGAUGCUCCAAGCAAAUUAUCCGAUCCAUCUGAUCAGAAAGGUUCUUCUUACAGUCGGCACAACGAAUUCUCUGAGGUUGCCAAGACUUUGAAAAACAAUGAAAGCCUCAAACCCUGUGUUCGCUGUAACUCACCUGCAAAAUAUGAUUGCUAUUUACAACGGGCAGUCUGCAAACGAGAGGGCUGUGGGUUUGAUUAUUGUACGAGGUGUCUGUGUGACUAUCACACCGCCAAGGACUGUCUGAACGGCAAGCCUCUAAAGGCCAGUUGUAAAAUAGACCCUCUGCCGGGUACUAAGAAAAGCAAGAAGAAUUUACGACGAUUAUGAUCUCUUAUUAAAAUAUCUAUUAACGUAUCGUGAAGGUUAGUCAGAAAAUGUUAGGUUUUAAUUUAAAUUAAUAGAAUAAAUGUAUUGUGAUUUUUCAAUUUUAUGUUGAAAUCAAUGUACUACAUGGGAUUUUUUUCCCACCUGCCAAGUAGAGGAUGCAUAACCUCUUAAAAUAUUUUAAAAUAUAAUGUGAAAAGGUUCAAAGUUCUCAGUAUAAAUUAGAAGAUUUAAAUAUUUUAAGAAAAGAAAAAUAGUCAUCUGGUGUUUGUUUCAGAGAGAAAAUAAAAUUUAUCCAAUUUUAUAGUAGUAAAGGAAGGCCAUGUAAUUUUACCUAGACAAUCUUAAAUAUAAAUUUUGUUUGCCAUCUAUUAUCAUUUGAGACAUUUUAUUUGCCUUACCAAAUUAUAUCUAUUGAAAUAGCAACUUCUGGAGUGUUAAUUUAAAUGUUUUGUCACCUUUCUUUAAUCUCUUUUCAGUGUAUAUUUCCAAGUGUCCUUUGUGAAAUCCUGUUUCUCUUAUUUGUAAAGUCUGUAUGUUUUAAUAUUUUUGUAAAUAUGUAAAUUUCUAUUUUUAUGAAAAGAUAAUAAAUAUGACUUGUAUAUACAU